Molecule: messenger RNA, 1830 nt
Organism: Didymodactylos carnosus
Lineage: Eukaryota; Metazoa; Rotifera; Eurotatoria; Philodinida; Philodinidae
Source: the annotation of a GenBank genome assembly
AUGUUCACUAGACUUGGUCAUUUUUUUGGCUAUUAUCCAACAUUUUUGGGUAUAGCUCCACCAAAUCAAUCAGUUACAUCCGACAUAUCACAGCCAAGUAAAAUGUGGCCAAGUGAAAACUUAAAAGAUUCCGCUGACAGCAAUUCCACAUCUAAACGAAUGACUGUUUCUCCCAAACAUUGUCACAGUAAACAUCACCAUCGACAUCAUCAUAGCCACCACCAUCAUAAACAUCAUCAUAGAAGUCAUUCACAUCGUAAACAUCAUCGAAAGUCGAUUUCUCAACCACGAUCGCAAACAGCUUUUAUUCAACAAAAUGACCAGCAACAACCGAUGAUCGUUUAUCGAGAAAUACCAGCCGAUGGAAGCAGUAACAUACCAAUGCAAUCUUACACUACUACAGAUGAUCGACAAUCACCACUUGUUGUUUAUCAAGAUGUAGCGUCAGACGGAAUAUCACAGUUAUACUAUGAUGGCCAAGAAACGUAUGUGAUGUUGUAUUUGAAACAACAGGCUAUACAAAACGCCGUUAUUCGACAAGAUCAAGAAUAUGAAGAAGACGAAACAAACGACUUACCAUCAAUUCAUUCUCAAUUAAAUCCUGUUCAAAAACAAUAUACUCUUCAUCGUUCAUCCUCUAUGACUGAACGUCAAGUGGGCAGUUAUCCAUUUCUAUCUUCACAACCAACAAUCAUUCAAAAUCAACCAUUUAUUCGAACAGUUCAAACAUAUCCUUCUGCUGCCAGUGGGGGAACUCAGCAAUACGAGAGAGUAUAUUACGAAGACGAUAGCAAUCAGCCGGGCUCAUAUAUCCUACAAUCAGAUCCUGUUUCUUCUGGUUUACAGUAUCCCGCUGAUACAUCAACACUAUAUUGUUCUGAACCACAGACCGAUCUGUUACGUUCACCAACUCGAAUUGUUCAUCAUCAACAACCGUCAACUAGUUACUUAUCCCAGCCUUCUCAGCAAUAUCUUUGUUACGAUAAUUCACCGUCACAAGGGGCUCAAACAGUUAUUAUGACACAACCUCAACAACAAACAACAUCAAUUGAGCCUACAUUUAUCAAUCAAAUACCUGUUUACAAUCCAAUUCAAACAACAGGUCAACAACCGUUAUUGUGUGUACAAACUCCUUUACAACAAGCAACAAGUGUCAUUUUACAACAACCACAACAAUUUCAACAAUCACAACAAUUUCAACAAUCACAACAAUUUCAACAACCUCAGAUAUUUCAGACGUCCAUGCCACAAAUUAUACAAACGCAACAACCGACACAAUUUCUACAAUCGAUACAACCGCAACAACAGACACAAUUUCUACAAUCGAUACAACCGCAACAACAGACACAAUUUCUACAAUCGAUACAACCACAACAACAGCUGGUUCAAUCUUCAACAGUACUUCCAGCAAAUUUAUUACAAUCACUGCGAGCAGUAUCAUCUCCAACGUCAAUUCUUGCUCCCAAUACAGCAAGCCCUCAAAUUCUUUAUCAACGCCCAUACGAUCCUGUAAUCAUUCCCAUACAAAAUCAACAAGUUGCAGUUAAUCCAUUAGUUUCACUCAGUCAACCAUCGUACGCACCUGCACGACUUGUCGUCGGUCAGCAACCUUCAUUUAUAGGACAACAGCAGCAGCAACAACCAAAUAUGUUCCGGCAAGCUCUCGUACGAGCUGUAGCCAAUCAGGCAGCCAAUUCCAUUGGACAAAGAAAUCCUACAGGAGGUCUAAGUGUUCUAUCACGACCUGCUAUACAAGCACCAUUGAUGGCUGGAAGUUCUGGCCUCAAGGCGAACAGUCCGUUCAAUCAACCACCGUGUUCAAUAAUGUAA